CUUCCGAGACGGCGGACGAGCUUCCUUUCACUCUCGGAGGCACGGCUCGACGUGGAUCCCAUGCAUGGAUCGUCGAGCCAUGCGCCGGCCGGAGGUGCUUCCUACCGAUUAUCGCAGUGCAGUGCAGAGGGGCUCGGCUCUGCACUGCACCUCAAAGACUGAUCGAGCCUAAUGUCUUCACAAGGCGAGAUUGCACGUGCCUGGUUGCUGUAUCUCUCGUGGCGCUAUCCUCAAGAGGACGAAAAUCGACCUGUGUUUGCUUUACCUACCGAGUAUCAAAACUCCAAAUUGAAUCAAAAUCCUGGACAUUUGAAUAUGGUCACCACGAAAGGGACGAUUGAGAACCGCCCUGAUUUCCUCUCGUAUUGCCUCCACUCGUUCGAAGCGACAUGUUCCUCGACUUCUGCAUUGUAUUCCAAUGGUCGGAACUCCUGGAUGGUCAAUUCAAAUCUUCGACCACAGACUGGCUACAUUUGGCGAUGAGUGCGCAAUUUUAUGAUUCCACCCGUCUGUACGUCUUCCGAUGAUUCUGGCCAUUGCAAUCGCGUCUUCUGAUCUGAGAGACAACUGUUCCUCCCUCUCAGCUCACUUGCCCCCGAGUCGCCUGCGUUGCAAAACAUCAUCUCGGGGAUGGCCGUUCCACAAAGCUGUCGGAGAUGCAGAUGGCAGAUAGCACCCGCUGAAGAAAUUGCCAUUCCUCAGGUGAGAAUCCGUAACAAUUUCCCCGGAAGAGAGUGGGGACGAGAGCCACGAGAUCCGCAUAACGAACUCGACGAACAAGAGCAUGGCGCAAGUUUGACGGGGUCGUUUGCAGUCCACGGACGGAUUCACAUCUCUCCUCUCCGGUACCUCGUCCACAUCGUGAGAAGAAAUCCGAAGAACGAUCAUAACACCAGUGACAAAAACCCUUGCACGAUUGGGUUGCUGCCCUGGUUGCAUUACUGGGCGAAAGACGAUCCUUUUCAGCUAUAGACUCUGUUAUAAUCAAGUGCAUGGCUUUGAAGAAGACCAGAAAUGGAGAUCCGAUGCUCUGAGUUGAUCCUACCUCCUAUUUGAUGAUGAAUGCUGACAAGGGCGCAAUCCACUUCCUCCUACGUCACAACCAGAACCGGUCGAGCAGCUUCCAAGAGCGUGGAGAAGAAAUGUUCACGUUCAUCCAUGGCACUGUUGGAUGCUCGAGAUGUGUCAUGGCGCAUAUGCUCGGCCUGGGUUUGGGUUGCUGGUUCAGUGGAAGUAAGUUCUUCCUCCGGUUCAAUCACGUGAAGGACAUGGGUCGAUGGUCAGACCUGCAUUGUGUGGGUUGGGAUCGGGCUGACGGAAGCCCCAAAGCUCUCCUGCUUUCCGCGUAUAGAUGAUGGGUGUUGAUGCAAGGUGGCAGUUGUCGAGAGAUAUGUCCCAGCGGCUGCCGAAACUUCAUAUCUGCAAAACUCGUCCGAUGCAUGUACGUUUUAGUUCUAGCCUUUCGUGCCAUGGAAGACGUGCUUGCUUGCUUCCCCCACAGCACGAGCUGCAAACGAAGGGAAGAAGAAAGCUGCACACAUGGCCGUGAGUUCACCCGAGAACUCCAAACAUUCCAUGGCCCGAGAGGCGAGAAGUACUGCAUACAUUCACAAAAUACGCAAAUCAGAUAUGUGCAUGCACUCGGACACAUCACUCGAGUAAUUGUCACAAUGCAGUAACGCCCCUCAUCUAUACAUUUGAAAAUAGGAGAUCUAGCUUUCACUACUACUUCAACUACUUAGUCUUCAAUGUACAAAACAGCCUCAAUGCUUUCUUAUACAAACCAUGUCAGUGACAUCUACUUCAGAACUGAAGUAGAUGUCACUGACAGCGGGUUCAGCG
Marchantia polymorpha subsp. ruderalis is the source of this 1842-nucleotide messenger RNA. Lineage: Eukaryota; Viridiplantae; Streptophyta; Marchantiopsida; Marchantiales; Marchantiaceae. The record is from the annotation of a GenBank genome assembly.